AUGCAGGUAUCCUUCUCAAUAUCAUCCAGACAAAAUGAAAGUAUCAAUAGUCCUCAGGUUGAUAAUCAACAUGCAUUGUUGGAGUAUGAUGAUGAGCAACGAUGUUUUAUUGUGAAGGAUCUCAAUUCCUCAACGGGAACUUAUGUUCAUGACUGUCGUGUACAAAAUGCCGCGGUAAGAUUAGUCAAUGGAGAUAUUAUACGGUUUGGUUGUAAUGGUUUACCACUCGAGUUUCGUAUGGAACAAACUCAAGAAACCUCAAUGCCAUCUAUAUACCAAAAACCAACAAAUUCCAAUUCUCUUCAACUUAUAUCACAAACCAUUCCAUCGCGACGCGCAACGAGUGGAUUAGCGACAUAUCAGCAACCAAUCGAUGUCGCGCAAAAUCCUGGAUUCACACUUCGAACUCGACCUUCGAGUGUAGGAGCUAAAAAACCUCCAACAUCAACGACAAACAUCCCUAGUCAAGAUUCCACUUCUAACCGUGAUCCUCAAGUUCGCAGUAAUGCUUGGACUAUAAACCAUUCUUCAAAUAAUGGCCGGUCUGUAAUCAACGGAAAUUUUACUGGAGAAUUAGAUAUAUCUACACAUGAUACAAGUGAUAUAACAAAUCGUGUCGAUCUUCUGGAGAGGGAAGUCAAAGGCCGUGAUGCAGAUAUUCGAGGAAUUAAUGAUCGAUUACGAAAUUUGGAACCAUUGAGUUCCUCAUUCACCAAUGAAGUUCGCACGUUGAAGAGUGAAUUAGAUAAGGCCAAACGAGAGAAACUAGCAGCUUCAAACUUAAUUACAAGUCUUCAGCGUGAUUUACAUAUCAAAGAAUCUGAUCUAGCGAAAGUAACUCGCGAAAUCGAAGGAAUGAAAAACGAUAGUCGAGAUAAAGAUCUUCGAUUACAAUCCAUACAAGCCAAGCUGAAUUUGCUUCGCGAUCGGAAUCGUGCCGAAGAAGAACGUGUUACGAAGGAAAACGAGCUUAAAAUCAAAGCUGCAGAACAACAGAUCAGUGAAUUGAAAGAAAGUGUCAAUCGACUGAAAAUUCAAUUGCAAGAUACAGAAAGUCAAUUGCUACGAUUGAAUCAAAACGAACAAAAAUUAAAGGAAGAAGGUGAGAUUGUACGCAGACAACUGGUCGAAGCACAACAAAGUGAAACAAAACUUAAAACUAAUUUUGAAGAUUCCGAGAAAAAGUAUAAUGAAUUCUGCAGUAAGGUAUGGAAAUGUUUUGCCGUUGACGACGACGAUGACUAUGACGAAGAUCAACACAACAUCGUUGAACAAAUUGAACAAUUAAAACAGCAUUUGACUCAAUGUCAGAUUCAGCUUGGUCAACAACUCGAACAGCAUGCAUCAUCGAAUGAAACACUACGCGAUUUACUCAGAAAAUUCAUUGAAUUGCUCACAAAUGCAAUACAAGAACAUGCAACAGUUGAAAGUCUUUCACAAGUUCGACAACAAAUCGUUGAUCUCGAAGCUGGUGCGGAGGAUGGUACACUUGCUGGAAUGUUCAAACGUGCAGCAUUGAAUGUAAUCGAUUGUCAUGUGAAAUUGAUCGAUGGUAUAAACCAUCUCGUCAGCCAAGAUGAUGAUCAACAAGGAAAUCGAUCUGCUAAUAAAACAUUCGAAUUAAUUCGUCGUCAGUACGAAGACUUACAACGUGAAAAGGACAGCUUUGCCCAUGAACGUACAUCUCACGAAGAAAGAUUUCGUUCGGAAUUAGAAAAUCUCACUUCAGAAAAAGAUGCUUCUUGGCAACAACGUUUCAAUGAUGAAUGCGAUCGUCUUCGUCAACAAACUGCUCAAUUGCAAAGUGACUAUGAUGAACAAGUGCGUUCGUUAUCCGAUCGUCUCGCAAGUGUUACUGCAGAAAAGGCAGAAUACUUUCAACGAUGGACUACACUUCAAACUGAAUCAUCUCAGCAAAUCGAUGAUCUUUCGACAAAAUUACGUCAGUGUCAACGUCAAUUGACUGCAGAGAACGAGAAACAGAGCGAUUUAUCGGAUAUUCAUGAAAAACAAAGAGAAGAGUUGGAUCGACUAGAAAAGGAAAAGAAUACAACUAUCGAAGAUUUAACGGCACAGAUUGAAGUUUACAAAGGGCAAAUACGACAAUUCUCGAAGAUGAUCGUUCAGCUGGAGAAAAACCUAACUGAAGAACAAGAGAAAUGCGUGAAACUGCAAACAGAUUUGGAUAACGCCAACAAAAAGAUCAAAGGCAAACCACCAACACACUCAUCUUCCAGUACGAAACACGUACCUGUCAUCCCUGUUAUAACCACAGCUGUAACGGAUGUCAGUAAUGAAUUACAAGCGCAUAAAACUCGUAUUCAAGAACAGGAACAGAUCAUUGUUUCACUACGACGCGAUCUAGCUGGUAUGAAUGCUCGUCUAUCGGACGUUCAAGGUGAAUUAAGUGAUAAACAAAAACGAACUUUGGAGAAGAACGAUACUACCAUACGCGAUCAAACAAAGGAAUUGAGCGCAACAAGAGUGAAAUUGUCUAAAUUGAGCGACAUCGUCGAUAAACAAGCAACGAAAAUCGAAUCAUUGCAAACUGAACUCUCGAAAUCAAAAAUUCUAGCAAAUCAAUAUCAGCUAUUAGUCGACCAACGUCAAGCUGAUAUCGAUCGAUUGAGCAAAUCUCUUGAACAGACCAGUUCUGUUGUCCAACAUGUAGAAAAAACAAACUUUGAGGAAGGUCGUGUUACUCAUGAAUUAGUGGCGAUUGGCGCCCAAUGUAAAGGUGAACGACAUGAGCAAACGAUUGGUCGACAACGUGAAGCUCUGAAUGAAUUACGAGCGAGAAUUAAGUCUUUAGAACAAUCCAGACCGGCUAAUCCCUCUUAUGAAAAAACGUUACAACAAGUUGUUUCAUUGAAACGUGAUUUAGCAGAGAUGCGCGCUCGACAAGCUCUACCUACCGAUUUACCAUAUCUAACAACAUCAAAUCCACCGGCUCUAACAGGACAGCCAGUGGGCGAUACAUCUUGUCUGACACCCGAAGCACAAAAAGUUAUUGAAGAACGUACAGCUCACAUGGAAACCAUGAAUAUUCUACAAUCAUGUGAUGAACUAUACCAUACUUUCGCUCGGAAAGUAGUUCGAUUGUUGAAUAUCGAAGAUGAUACAGUACUACACACAUCUCCAUUGACAGUAGCAGCGUCGAAUGAACGUUACGCUGCUCUACAACAACGCCAACGUAUGAUUGAUAUUCUCUUACAAAGGAUCGAAAUUUUACACGAUCGUUUACUACGCAAAGAAGAUCUACUAAAAGAUUACGAGAAAGACUUAGGCAAACUUCGGCAAGCUGAAAUUGCAUUACGUGAACGCGAUAUUAUUGUCCAAGAUCUUGAAACUGAUAAACGAAUCAGAGACGAUGAAACCUUACAUCUCCGAAACACUUUAAAAGAUACUCAAAAUAAUCUCAACAGAGAAAAACGAACGAAUGCAACGAUCAAACUCAGUCGAAACGCUGAUCUCUCUCAAUCAAAUGAUCUAAUUCGCCGUACUGGUGGCCCAGCAAGCAACCUUCAUCAUCACUGCCCACCGGAUGAUACAACAGGAAAAGUUCAAACGAUCCAACAAGACAUGAAUCAGAAACUAUCUCGAAAAAAUUACGAAAUCAAAACCCUAAAACAAGAACUUCACGAAGCGUUAGAUACACUAUCUGAACAAUCGAACAAAGUUAGACUACUCGAAUUACAAUCCAUGGACACUUCCAACAACAUUAUCAGUUAA
This is a messenger RNA of Adineta ricciae, 3732 nucleotides long. The record is from the annotation of a GenBank genome assembly. NCBI's taxonomy places the organism in Eukaryota, Metazoa, Rotifera, Eurotatoria, Adinetida, Adinetidae.